AUGUCCACAACACCUGAUUUACCAAAAGAGAGAGUCAUUACUCAAGAAGAAUUCGAUAAUGCCGUCAAAUUGGGCGGCAAGUUUGCCCCAGUGUUCAAGGUCGAUGAGAAGACAGUGGUGAAAACUAGCGACAUGACCCAGCUGGGUGAAGCGGCUGCUAUGAAGAUGGUCCGUGAAAAGACGACUAUUCCUGUGCCGGAGGAUCAAAACGUAUAUACCGAUCCCACGACAGGCGACGUGCCAAUCGUCAUGGACUUCAUCGAGGGCGAUUGCCUUUUAGAUGUCUGGGACACAUACGAUAACGACCAAAAACAGCAGAUCAUCGAACAACUGCACAGCUACUUCGCACAGCUCCGGGAACUGAAAGGGUCAUUUAUCGGAUCCGUCGAUGGAAAGUUCUGCUUCGAUCAAGUCUUUGACCAAGACAUCGGUGGGCAUGGGCCUUACGAGGACGAAGCAUCGUUCAAUGAAGGUCUCGUCAAAGCGCUCAAGAACACCAUGAUCAGCGGUUGGGGCGACACGGUUUGCGAUAUGGUCCUCGCGAUGAAAGAUCACGAGAUAGUGUUUACGCACGGAGAUAUAUCGCCAAGAAACAUACUGGUAAAGGACUGCAAUAUUGUUUCUGUACUGGAUUGGGAGUAUUCAGGUUACUAUCCCGAGUACUGGGAGUAUGCGAAAGCUUUCUUCAGGCCGGCGUGGGAAAAGAGCUGGAUCAAAGACCGGGCGGUGAACAAGAUACUCAAGCCAUAUCCCUUGGAGAAUGCCAUAUGCCAGCAUGUAUUCAGUUUUGGGGCUUGGUAA
Molecule: messenger RNA, 801 nt
Organism: Pyrenophora tritici-repentis Pt-1C-BFP
Lineage: Eukaryota; Fungi; Ascomycota; Dothideomycetes; Pleosporales; Pleosporaceae
Product: aminoglycoside phosphotransferase
Source: RefSeq, a predicted model, not a curated record